Messenger RNA from Desarmillaria tabescens, 1673 nucleotides. RefSeq lists its product as uncharacterized. The coding region runs from base 202 to 1536 and encodes 444 amino acids. Lineage: Eukaryota; Fungi; Basidiomycota; Agaricomycetes; Agaricales; Physalacriaceae. The record is from RefSeq and is a predicted model, not a curated record. The transcript has 4 exons.
CUGGGAAACUUCAGGCAGAAGCCCUAAUUCGCCCAGAGCUCGUACCCCUAGGAGCGGAGGUUAUCAAAAUAGAUGAUUACCUUAAGGACAGACGCUUCGUUGCCAGCCUAUUCCGAUAUACCCUCGUCAAUACCUUAUUUCGGGCGGCGCUCUGGCGAACCAUAGCAGUCUAUAUGGAGGACAGCCGUACUAGAUAACUCCAUGGCAUGUGCUGCGGAGAAGGUCCGCUUGAUGACCGGCGUCGAAGGCUUGCUGAACACGGGGAUAUACCAUUUGGAGAAGAGCAUUCAAAAGACGGUCAUUUUCACAGUCGAUAGCGUUAGAGACCUUUUUGAGAGGAAAUGCGAUGGGGACCCUACGUUUUCUCAAUUGCGCCUUCGAAGUAAUCCAAGCAAGCCCGUCCUUGAUACUUCAAGCUUAGAGUACGCUCUCGUUGCAUUUGCGUUGCUUUUUGGCGCCGGCGAUGCCCGAGAAGAGCACCAAGCUCGUAGCCACCUGACUAGAAAGUUCAUGGAGGCCAAGAAUCACGCUAUGCCAAAGAUCAAUGGCCUGCUCCUUCAUCUUCUCACUAGAUGGCUUUGCUUUUUGGACUUCUCUCGUAAAACAGGCUUUGCAAGGGUUAACCUUGACAUGAUCACACGUCUACCACACGACCAACCUAUCAGAAACCUGGAUGAGAAGAAUCGACUGCUGCAGAAGACCGUUGAUAACGUUCCUCUGGAAUGUAUCAUUCCUACCUUGGGUUCUCUAAAGGAUUAUGCUACUUUUACGAAGGCAUGGGAUACGUUGGACAUUGCUGCACGCCAAUCUGGAAGAGGAUAUAGGCAGGUUGAAGACAUCCUCGACAUCGACCCCUGCGUCCAGCGUGCUAGCAGCCAUUCCUGCCAAAGGCGCACAGCGAAAGCAGACAAAAACUCUUCCCCCCUGGCUGGGAAGCGUUAUGAUGGAAGCGUUAAAUCCGAUAUCAAAAUCUCGGUGCAACCAUCGCCUCCUUCUCCUUUGGAUUCGAACAUUAGCGAGGUUUCCUUGUCUGGUGGAAUUCGAUCCUGUGAACAUGACGAUGAUGAAGAGGCAACAGCAACAACGCGCACUAAUGUCGCUGAUGUCGAUUCAAAUGAGGACGUUGCUUCCCGGCUGGUUUGUUCUGACAAAGUAACACAUCAUCCUGAGACACAUGAAGCAUCCCCCGAGUCGUCUGUAGAAGAAUUCACAGACGACGAAUACGAUGAUAGUUUUCCAGGUCUUUUUGUAGGUGGCAUAUCUUUCGCAGAACCCCUUACGUCGCCGUCUACCAGAAGGCAACAGAAGUCGGCUACAAAGUCAAAGCAGCCUGCAUCCACGUCGGAACCCGAGCCCCGGUGGACAUAUCCCAUUUGUCAGGCGCAAAACUCUCACCACUUUCAAACUUAUCCUCGACUCGAGGGCUCAAGGCACUUUGAAAUACAAGGAUUUCGAACAGGUGCAUUGAUCGACGUGUAUUUCUUUGUCGGUCACUUACUCCGCUUCCUCAGGCCAUGGCUGAACUUGAUUUCGUGAUCAUACCCAGAGGCAAGGGGUCCAUGAUCUUUCGUCCUCCUGGUGGUGAGAGGCAUUUUCCUUUGCUUAGAUUAUACUGAAUAGCCUGCAGCUAGUAUCAAUAAGCAGCCGUUCAUAUGCGAUCCGUAUGUCGUCAU